This is a messenger RNA of Drosophila navojoa, 280 nucleotides long. RefSeq lists its product as uncharacterized. The record is from RefSeq and is a predicted model, not a curated record. Lineage: Eukaryota; Metazoa; Arthropoda; Insecta; Diptera; Drosophilidae.
UAAAUGUGAGCCAGUUUGUUGAGAAUCGAAUAACGAAAAGAAAACUUCCAAAUUUCCAUUAAGCCAAAUCGCGAUAAACGUUUCAAGUGAAUAGCAUUCGCCAUGAUGCGCCUUAAGCAAAUCGAGCCGGCGCAGGUCGAGAUGCGCGCCAAGGACGAGGUUCGGGCCAGCUUCAUAGUGUUUGCCGUGCUCUGUGCCGCCAUAAGGAUAACUCCGUUUCUGCUGCGCAAGCUCUCCUCUUCCUGAUGACGAGCCACCCAAACUAGGACCCACAACAAAU